UGUGGGAACGACACGCCCAACAUGGCGGCCGGCUCAUUUUGAAAGGGUAGAGAGAGAAGUGAGCGCCUCCACCGUAAACAACAACAACAUCAACAACAACAAUCACUCUACCCGGGGUGGUUGAGGGGUGUAAACGAGAGUAGCAGCAAUAGCAGGGCGAAUUCGUCGUGAGUUAUAAUGAGCGCGACGGCGCGUGGGGAGUCGGGACGUGAGGAGCGAGGCGGAGGAGCGGCGCGAUACUGAGGACAUGGAUCAUGAGGAGGAGCCGAGGAAGAGAAAGCCAGGGAUUUUCUCCCCGUUCAAGCGCUCCGCCGCCAAGAAGGACAAGAAGUCCCAGGAGCGGCUGGCGGAGCGACGGCCGCUGCACACGGUCGCGCUCGCCCCGCCCGCGUACACUGUCAACCCCGAGCUGCUCCUCAACGACUACGUGGAGAAGGAGGCCAAGUUCCUGGGCUCCCUAUCGGGUGUGUCCGGGUGCCUGGACCCCUCCAGCCGCACAGAGAUCCUCAAGCUUCUGGACGCGGCACGGCGCGUGCACAGCCUCCCGCACCAGCCGGGCCCCGAGCACGACGCGGUGCUCAGCCUCUCGGCGUACAACCUGCGGCUGAGCGGGCGCGACUCGGACGAGCUGCUCGCGCGCAUCCACAUCCACGACAUCGCCGCCCUCUCCUACGUGUGCGACGACGCGCAGCACCUCAUCGUCAUCAAGACAGGCCACGGCGCUGGCGAGGCCAUGGACCAGAUGUCGCUGAGGACGCAGCGCUCGCGCUCCUCCUCCCAGCUCGACGCCACCGGCUGCCCCCCCUCCGAGCAUAAUUGCAACCUGGUGGUGAUGGCCGUCGACAGCAAGCACGCGGCGGAGGAGCUGUGCGCCCUCAUCGGCCAGGUGUUCCAGGUGGUGUACACCGAGUCCACCAUCGACUUCCUGGAGCGUGUCAUCUGCGACGUCGCCUCCACGCCAACCAAGCACUCGUCCCUGCACAGCAGCACCUUCACCUACUCCAGCAAGGACGUGAAGCCGGCCGUUGACCCUGACAGCUCCCUGGCGAGCUUCUCGCAGGACACGUGCUGCGAUGCGUCACAGGCGUCCGACAAGACGCACCGGCGCAGCCAGAGCAAGACGCUCAGCGAGAGCAACCUCAGCCUCGUCUGCAAGGACCAGCUGCAGGAGUACAUGAGCACGCUGCAGACGAAGCUGUCAUCGCUGGAGAUCCAGGAGUUUGCGCAGCUGCUGCACGCGUACCGCACAGGCGCCUCCAUCCAGGACUUUUGCCAGAAUCUGCGGCAGCUCUACGGGGAGAGCCGCAAGUUCCUGCUGCUGGGCAUGCGGGACUUCAUCCCAGAGAAGGACAGCCACCACUUUGAGAGCUUCCUGGAGACGAUCAGCAUCAAGGACGGCCGCGGCAUCAUCACCGACAGCUUCGGGCGCUGCAAGCGCACGUCCGCCGGCGGCCCGGCGCUGCCGCGCAACGGCGCGGACGACAGCACGGAGGGCAGCGCCGUUCCGGACCCCAACGAGUUCGACCGCAUAAUGUCGCGCAUCAGCAGCGAGCUGGAGGCGCUCGGGUGCAGUGCCGACCCGGAGCCGUCAUGACGGCGCGCGUCAGCCACGCCGGAGGACACGCCUACAGGCUCGCAGGGCGAUUGCCCCCCCCCCCUCCUCACCCAUUGAUAGCCACCCCACCGCCGCCCGAUCGCCCGUUAGCUCGCCCAUUAGCUCGCUCGCA
Molecule: messenger RNA, 1727 nt
Organism: Lethenteron reissneri (Far Eastern brook lamprey)
Lineage: Eukaryota; Metazoa; Chordata; Hyperoartia; Petromyzontiformes; Petromyzontidae
Product: cerebral cavernous malformations 2 protein-like
Source: RefSeq, a predicted model, not a curated record